AUGGCAUCCACACCACCCCCAACCAGCACCACUCCACCAAAACGCAAGCGCGGCCGCCCGCCUCUCUCACCCUCCCAGCGCAAGCCCAAGCCUGUGCCCUCCGGCCGGCCCCGCGGUCGUCCCAAGGGCAGCGGCACCAAAACCAAGACCACCACCACCAGCACCACCAUCAGUGGUACAGCCCGUACCAACGCCGGCAUCAAGAAAGCCCAGUCCACUGACCCAACCGCAGCCGUGGACACCCCUCUCCGCCGGGGCCGUGGACGGCCGCGCAAGUCGGAUGGUCCUGCCGCUGCUGCUGCUGCUUCGCCGGCUGUGUCUACGCCUGGUGGUGGUGGUGGUGGUACUGCUGGUGGUGGUGGAGACACGUCGGCGGUAGCAACACCGGCGGGCCAGGUGAAGAAAGGUCGGGGUCGGCCGAAGGGGUCGGGGAAGAAGAAGUCGCUUGGUCCGACUACGCCUGCGAAGGGGGGACCGGGACGGCCGAGGAAGGUUGCUGCGGCUGUUGAGCCGGAGGGGGAUGAUGAUGAGGAGGAGGGGGAGGAGGAGGAGGGCGUGGAUGGGAGCGAGUAG
Dichotomopilus funicola is the source of this 573-nucleotide messenger RNA. RefSeq lists its product as uncharacterized. Gene Ontology annotation, molecular function: transcription coregulator activity; DNA binding. The transcript has a single exon. Lineage: Eukaryota; Fungi; Ascomycota; Sordariomycetes; Sordariales; Chaetomiaceae. Gene Ontology annotation, cellular component: nucleus. Gene Ontology annotation, biological process: regulation of DNA-templated transcription. Bases 1 to 573 code for a protein of 190 amino acids. The record is from RefSeq and is a predicted model, not a curated record.